CUGCUGUCUUCGUCUUCUCCCCCUCUUCAAACGGUCCAGAGUGGUUGAGAAUGCAGGCUGCUGGCGCCAGUGCUAGUUCGGAGGAAAGGAGCAGGGCCUCGCCGUCGGCCAUGGAGAAGGGCGGCGACCAGAGCGCCAAGAAGGCGAGGCUGGAGCUGGAGCUGGCCAAAGGCCCGGUGAAGGGAGAGAUGGUCGUGCUCGAGCCGGCGGAACAGAGCACGACGAUGGAUGUCUGCGUGAUGAUGGACGUCGCCGUGCUCCGCUGCCCCAUCUGCAACCGCCCCUUCAAGCCCCCCGUCUUCCAGUGCAGCGGCGGGCACCUGGCAUGCGCCCAAUGCCGCGGCGAGCGCCCGGGGAGCCAGUGGCAGUGCCAGAGGUGCGAGCGCGGCGGCUGCUUCGACGUCCGCAACGCGGCGAUGGACGCCGUCGUCUCCUCGGCCAGGGUCGAGUGCCCGCACGACGGCUGCGCGCUCUACGUCACCUACCACAAGCUUGACGACCACAGGCUCGCGUGCCCGCGCGCGCCCUGCAAGUGCGCGGUCCCCGGCUGCAGCUUCGACGGCCCGCCGCCGGCGCUGCUCGGCCACCUCAGCUCCGUCCACUCCGUGCCCGCGCACAGGGUGCAGUACGGCAUGGUGCUCCACCUGCAGGUGCCAGUGGCAGAACCGCGGCGCCUGCUACUGGGGGAGGAGGACGGCGGUGCGUUCCUCGUCGUCGGCGGCUCGGUCGGCCUGGGCGCGCCCAUCGCCGUCUCUGUGGUGUGCAUCAGAGCGGGGGCGUUCCCGCUGCCGCACUACGAGGCCAAGCUCUGGGCAAACGGCGGGUCCGACACUGUCCAUGCGGACUUCCAGGUGACGAGCAGCAAGGAGCCCGGCGCGGUCGCCAUGGAGGAGCUGACCUUCUUGACGGUUCCGCCCAAGCUGCUGGCCGGAGCUGGGCCGGCCAGGACGGUGUCUCUCCACAUUCGCAUAGACAAGAUCGCCUCCUGAUGGAUGCCACUAAUCAGCCCUGAGUCUUCUGGUUUAGUUUGGUUUGGUUUAGUUUAGCUUAGCUUGGGAAGGGUGUGGUUGCAUUUUGGUGGCAAUGCAGCGAUUACUUUCACAUCAGAUAAGUACUUGUUAAAUUUGAUUGUAUUUUUCUCUCUCAACUCAAAACCAAGGCAAGUGAUUGAACAAAAAAAGCUAAGGACGAA
Molecule: messenger RNA, 1192 nt
Organism: Hordeum vulgare subsp. vulgare (domesticated barley)
Lineage: Eukaryota; Viridiplantae; Streptophyta; Magnoliopsida; Poales; Poaceae
Product: putative E3 ubiquitin-protein ligase SINA-like 6
Exons: 2
Coding region: 51-989 (312 amino acids)
Molecular function (GO): zinc ion binding
Source: RefSeq, a predicted model, not a curated record